GAAAAUUGUAGGUUUUGUUUCCCUGUCCGUCACGUCGUGUUUUCACCUCUUUCUGAUGAAAUAAAACGCGGUUUGUUCAGCUCGACUUAAAUAUUAUUUUUUCAGCUCUAUUCUAACGAAACAUGCCACCCAAGAAGGACACAAAGGGCUCGUCCAAACAGCCCCAGAAAACUCAAAAGAAAAAAGAAGGAGGAUCUGGUGGCAAAGCCAAAAAGAAGAAGUGGUCUAAAGGUAAAGUUCGUGACAAGUUGAACAAUCAAGUUUUGUUCGAUAAGGUAUCAUAUGACAAACUGUUAAAAGAAGUUCCAUCGUACAAACUCAUUACCCCGUCUGUUGUUAGUGAACGUUUGAAGGUUCGUGGAUCAUUGGCAAGAAAAGCUUUAGAGGAACUCUGCCAAAAAGGUCUUAUCAAGCAAGUAAUACAACACCAUGCCCAAUUAAUAUACACAAGGGUAACUAAGGGAGACGAAUAAGGAUGUUUUUGUAAAAUAAUUAUUUUAUUAAAUAUAUUAAAAAUAAUAUAACAAAAA
Molecule: messenger RNA, 530 nt
Organism: Acyrthosiphon pisum (pea aphid)
Lineage: Eukaryota; Metazoa; Arthropoda; Insecta; Hemiptera; Aphididae
Gene: Rps25-2
Product: ribosomal protein S25 homolog 2
Exons: 4
Coding region: 123-473 (116 amino acids)
Source: RefSeq, marked validated